Messenger RNA from Penaeus monodon (black tiger shrimp), 7246 nucleotides. Its product is annotated as zinc finger protein 236-like. Gene Ontology annotation, molecular function: RNA polymerase II cis-regulatory region sequence-specific DNA binding; DNA-binding transcription factor activity, RNA polymerase II-specific. Gene Ontology annotation, cellular component: PcG protein complex; transcription regulator complex. Lineage: Eukaryota; Metazoa; Arthropoda; Malacostraca; Decapoda; Penaeidae. Gene Ontology annotation, biological process: regulation of transcription by RNA polymerase II. The record is from RefSeq and is a predicted model, not a curated record.
CGCGAGAUCGUAGAACCGCCAUUAGCACUAGUGACUGGCCAGAAAACAAAGAGAAAUUCGGCUUAUUUCGCCCUAUUUUCGGCGUUCCUCUUACUUUCCUCUCCUCUGUGGCCCUGAGCAAAGAGGAAGAAGUGACGAACGAGGGGGGGAAGAGUCGGAAAAGAGGAGUGGAGAGAGGAGAAGGGUUAGUGCGAAAGAGCAAAAAUGGAGGUGACAGAGGUUACAGGCGGGGAGUUGGGGUCUGGCACAGUAGUCGUCAGUCCAGGAGAGUUAUCGUACGAUCUCGGACAGCAGUCAGGCUCAUUCCUGUCAAAUGCACAUAUAAUGUCUCAGGGUUCACUGACAGACGGAAGUGGAAUGCUUACUUUCCCAAUCCAGCUGGUGCAGUUGCAUGACCCGGGGGGCGAUGGGGGGGUCUCGCGGAAUGGAGGAAAUUCUGGAGUAUCGGCUGGAACUCAGGGCUUCAGUGCACACAUCAUUAUGAAAAAUAAUCCUGAUGGAACACGGACCUUCCUCUUAGAACCCAGUGAGAUAUCCAUGGGAGAGGAUGGGAGUGAGAGCCGUCUAGUGCCGCUACAUGAUCUUCCUGAGGCGAGUGUUGGCUCCAAUUUCAGUGAUUUGCAAGAGCGGGGUGGAUUCCUUCAGCUGGAUGAAGGUAUGGUCGCAGUUAAUCAGGUUGGAGGAGACAUAGGGCAGGCUGGGGUCAUAUUGGCAAAUGCUGGCGAGUGCCUUACACAAAAGGAUGGAACAAUUCCUCAGUUUGCCUCCUUUAGUAUUGUCGAUGAUCAGAUGGUGCUGACUGCAACUGAGGCUGGAGUAGAUGACACAGUCACACUGGAGGGAGGAAGUCUUAUUAACUCAGCUUUAAAUGAACCAGAUACAAUUGUGCCACAUCAAAUACAAAUCCCCGGCAAGAAACAGAUUCAGCCUGAGAUGGAACCACCCAUUGGGAAGGGGCCUUAUACUUGCGAGUGUUGCAACCUAACCAUUGAGAAAUGGGCCCAGUAUAAGAAACACGUAAAGAAACAUUUAGAAGAUAAACCAUACCAGUGUUGUGACUGUGAGGCUUCGUUCAAUGUACAAAAAAAUUUGCAUCUCCAUGAGGCAUUACACUCCACGGGUAAACUAGUAUGUCCAGAGUGUGACAAAACCUUUAGACGUUUAGCUUCAUUCAAAGCCCAUCUGGCUGUUCAUGAGGAGGAUGAGACUGUUACAUGCGAGAUCUGCCAAGAGGAGUUUGUAUCUGUGAGUCAGCUGGAACCACACUACCAGCGGCACAGGGAUGGUAUGGAUGCCCUAGGGGUACAUAAGAAGUCAAGCCUCGACUGCAAAGAGUGCGGAGCAGAAUUUACAAACCAAGGAUUACUUAAGCAUCAUAUGAAAGUCCAUAAGAAGGUCAAGAAAAUAACUCAAACAAAACCGAGAAGAAGACUAGCAGAUCGGUGCAAAUUUGAGAACAAAUGCCAAGAAUGUGGUAAGAACUUCAUAAAACCCUCACAGCUAAUAAGACACAUGAGGAUUCAUACUGGAGAGAGGCCAUUCAAGUGUACUCACCCUGGAUGUGAUCGAGCCUUUAACCAGAGGUAUACGAUGCUCAUCCAUAUGGACAUACACACUGGCAAGAAGGCCUAUAAAUGUGAAUUCUGCAACAGAGAUUUUGUACAAAAGAGUAAUUUGCGUUGCCACAUAAAACGCGUCCACCCUGUGAAUUUAGCUGGUGUACAAAUGUUUGAGUGUGAUGAAUGUUCAUGUGUGUUUAAGAGCUCUGGAAGCCUCAGUGCCCACAAGUCAAGGGCACACUCCACAGAAGCAGUCAUUGGUUUAAAUGUAUCAUCAGAUAUCAGAGAUGUCAUCAAGGAAAUCCUAGACUUGGAGAAAACUGGCCAGCGAGAACAGGGCAUCCGAUCAGAGCAAGGGGUGCUUGCAGAGAGUGGGAACGAUGGGGAUAUAUUACAACAAGCUUUAAAAAACAGUGGACUGUCACAAACAAAGGAUCAGACCAAUUCAAUGGGCAAAGUUAAAAUGGAGGCUGAUGACAGAAUACAGGAUGACGACAGCUGGAUCACAGGGGUCCAGAAUGCUGCUGCUAAGAUAAAGGAGUGUAAGAAGCUUCGUGUAAUUACUCUCAUCGACAGGAGCAAUGAGUGUGGCAUGAAGAGAUAUACAGUGUUUGUGAAGAUGGUUGGGGAUGUCAAAUGGCAUGUUUGCAAUUACAAGGACUGCAGCAAGGAGUUCAAAAAACCUUCAGACCUUGUGCGACACAUGAGGAUUCACACAAAUGAUAAGCCAUUUAAGUGUAACAAGUGCUACCGAGCCUUUGCUGUGAAAUCAACUCUCGUGGCCCACAUGAAGACUCAUUCUGCUGUGAAGGAACACGUUUGCGACAAGUGCAACAAGAAAUUUGCCACGGCCACCUCCCUCAAAGUCCAUUCUUGGCUGCACACAGGACAGAAGCCCUAUCCAUGCCAACAGUGCCACAAGGUGUUCCGAACUGUGUCCCACCGCAAAACACACAUGUUAUCCCACAUGCACUCACCUCACCGGCAGGCCCAGAGGCGACGGUCAAUCCCCCUACCAGAUAUCCCCCUCCAGGAACCAAUACUUAUCACUACUGCAGGUCCUGUAAAGCAGAUAUCUCGACACAGUCAGGUUUACUUCCCUGAGACAGGGGAAGCUCCCCGUGACCGGCCCCACAAGUGCCACUAUUGCACGGCGGCCUUCAAGAAGUCAUCGCACUUGAAGCAGCAUGAGAGGACGCACACUGGGGAGAGACCCUUUCAGUGUGAGAGUUGCAAUAAGCAGUUUAAUUCUCUGAGUGUUUUGAAGUCACACUUCAAAACACACACUGGCCAGAGAACACAUAAGUGCACAAUAUGCAAUGGUCUCUUUGCCACCAGUGGAAGUCUAAAAAGGCACAGAACUACACAUUCAACGGACCGUCCAUAUAUGUGCCCCUACUGCCAGAAAACGUUCAAAACAAACACAAACUGCAAAAAACACAUGAAGACUCAUAAGCAAGAGCUGGCUAUGGAGGCAAUGAGGGCAGCUGGGUCAAACCUACAGGGCAACAACCAGGCAUUGCUGGCGGCCACUCUCUACAGUCAGCAGGCAGCCACUCCCUCUCUCUCUGACCCAGACGUCAUUGUUCCUGACCUCGCAGGUAUGACCAGCGUUUUCCAGGAGGGUGACUUUCCACUCUCUGGUGAUCUGGAAGAUCUCUCAUCGUCUCAGGUUCUUCCAACUUCAUUCACCCAAAGUGUUGGUGAAAGUGGUCUAACUCUGGCUGACCUCCAGACUGGAGUGGAUCAUGGUCUCGGGACUGGAGAGGCAGUCAUCCUAACCUCUCAGCCUGCAACAAUUACAACACACCUAGGUGGUUCCUCAGUUCUUAUACCUCAGUCAUCUGCAUCAUCCAUCCUACUUCCAAAUUCCUCUUCAAACCAGGUGAGUGGUGCAACACCCCUCCUUCAGGGGGCAAGUGGCACAUCAAUUCUCCAAGGCAGCAAUGGCGCAACAGGACAGAAGCCCUACCCAAAUGCCAACAGUGCCACAAGGUGUUCCGAACUGUGUCCCACCGCAAAACACACUGUUAUCCCACUUUGCACUCACCUCACCGGCAGGCCCAGAGGCGACGGUCCUGUAAAGCAGAUAUCUCGACACAGCAGGUUUACUUCCCUGGACAGGGGGAAGCUCCCCGGGGACCGGCCCCACAAGUGCCACUAUUGCACGGCGGCCUUCAAGAAGUCAUCGCACUUAAAGAAACAUGAGAGGACGCACACUGGGAGAGACCCUUUCAGUGUGAGAGUUGCAAUAAGUGUCUUGAACCCCCUGGGGGUCACAAGCCAUGAUGCCAGAAGUAGCCAAAUUGGGUUAAAUGGUAUUGAGGAUUUGCAAAUAGCCUUGGUUACCUGCCGACACUUGUGUAAGCUGCAACUUUGGGCCCAGUAUUUACACUACAUUGAGGGUGAUCCUCUCAAACUCAUGGUAGGAGGUCUCGCUGUGAAACUCAGAAUUGUUGACUUACUAGAGCAGCAUCAUGGGCAUAUUGUUGUGCUACAGGAGGUUCAACAAAAACAGGUUUUUGGUCCGUUGUUGUUCUCGAAUUGUGUGAUUCUAUACACCAAGCAGUUUAAUUCUCUGAGUGUUUUGAAGUCACACUUCAAAAACACACUGGCCAGAGAACACAUAAGGCACAAUAUGCAAUGGUCUCUUUGCCACCAGUGGAAGUCUAAAAAGGCACAGAACUACCCAUUCAACGGACCGUCCAUAUAUGUGCCCUACUGCCAGAAAACGUUCAAAAAAAACACAAACUGCAAAAAACACAUGAAGACUCAUAACAAGAGCUGGUUGGAGGCAAUGAGGGCGCUGGGUCAAAUACAGGGCAAAACCCAGGCUUUGCUGGCGCCAUCUCUACAACGUCAUGUUCCUAAACUCCAGGUAGACCAGCGUUUCCAGGAGGGUGAUUUUCCACCAUUGGUGAUCUUCAGCAGCGGGCACGCUCGCAUCGCCCCAAAAGGGAAAGAUCUCUCAUCGCUCGGGUUUUUCCCAACCAUUCACCAGUAUCCUGAUGAGUCGGAAAGCUCGUUAUGCUACUCACCCCCACGGAAGCCAUUCCCGGGCCACACCAAGACUUCAACAACUUGGGUAUCCUGGGGGGUCUCGACAUGGGCACAAUCCCCAAAAUCAGUGUGGGGAGAACACCCCAAAACAGUCCCGGUCAUAAGACAAACCUGCAAAUUUGGGAAAGGGGAAAAUCUUGGCACUGGAGAAUCUAGUCUUACGGGAGAAACAAUGAAUGCAACAGCUGAUGGACUGGCCAGCACCCUAGUCGAGAGUGACGACGAGGGGAGAGUUGUAGCCUCGCAUCCUCCCUCAAUCACUGAAAAUGAUGCCUCAAAAACUUGUUUGAGGGCCAACUUCGACACCCGGGAUUCUCGGAUGGAUUUUCUUGCAGUCCCCGCUGGGCUAGAUCUAAGUGGCUUAGGAAGUGGUGGAGAUAUUGCCUCAGCACAGCUAGUCCAUUUGUUAAACACACAGGAUUCAGUUAAUGAUGUUACGGGCAUUAAAAUCACAAGUAACUCCUCUACAGCUCAGAACUCUGCAGAAGAGGACAAGGCUCCUGCACCAGAGGUCUCAGUUUCGAAGGUGUUUGAGUGCGAUCAGUGCAAAAAGACGUUCCACAAACUCCCUCACCUGCGGUCACACAAAAGAAUUCACACCCAGGGCAAGGCUCACAACUGUACAACAUGUAACAAGGGAUUUUCUUCAUUGCAAGCUCUCAAGGAACACCAGCAACAACAGCAUUCAAGAUCAAACAUGCACCACUGCCAGUACCAUAACUGCCCUGAGAAGUUUAGCACUCCUAAUCAGCUUUUGAAACACAUGCAGAUGGAACAUAAUCGUAUGUGGCCGUGUACUGUGUGUGAAGGUCUGUUUGAGUCUUUUACCACAUUCCAGAAACACUUGCGAUCUCACAAGAUUAAAGAUAUCAAUCAAGCUAUUACCAGGAGUAAGCAAAACCAGCGCAGUGAGACCAACAGUGCAAGUAGCAAGGUUAAGAUUGCAUUGACAGCAGAGGACGUGGAGACUCUACUUCAGGAGUCGUCAGGUACUCAGAUGGCUAUAGAGGAAGAGGGACAGAGGGACUCGGAGAUGGUAGACAUCCCACGCUCAUCAAAGAAGCACAACUCGUCACAGGAGGAUAACCUGCAGGUCUUUGUCAGCAUGACGAAGGACGACCCUGAUGAGGAAAAAGAACACCAGCAACAACAGCAUUCAAGAUCAAACAUGCACCACUGCCAGUACCAUAACUGCCCUGAGAAGUUUAGCACUCCUAAUCAGCUUUUGAAACACAUGCAGAUGGAACAUAAUCGUAUGUGGCCGUGUACUGUGUGUGAAGGUCUGUUUGAGUCUUUUACCACAUUCCAGAAACACUUGCGAUCUCACAAGAUUAAAGAUAUCAAUCAAGCUAUUACCAGGAGUAAGCAAAACCAGCGCAGUGAGACCAACAGUGCAAGUAGCAAGGUUAAGAUUGCAUUGACAGCAGAGGACGUGGAGACUCUACUUCAGGAGUCGUCAGGUACUCAGAUGGCUAUAGAGGAAGAGGGACAGAGGGACUCGGAGAUGGUAGACAUCCCACGCUCAUCAAAGAAGCACAACUCGUCACAGGAGGAUAACCUGCAGGUCUUUGUCAGCAUGACGAAGGACGACCCUGAUGAGGAAAAAACUGAAUCUCAGAAACAUGCGCAUCAGUGUGACACCUGCAGUAAGAGCUUUAAAAAGCCAUCGGACCUGGUUCGCCAUAUUAGGACUCACACUGGGGAGAGACCCUUCUCCUGCGCACAGUGUGGCAAGUCCUUUGCUGUCAAAUCCACUCUGGAUGUUCACAUGAAGACACACUCAGGGAAAAAAGAUUUCAUGUGUCACAUUUGCAAUACAAUGUUUGCCACCAAGGGAAGCUUAAACAUCCACAUGCGACUCCACACAGGUGCAAAGCCAUUCAAGUGCAACCACUGUGGAAUGAAGUUCAGAACAUCAGGACAUCGUAAAGCUCAUGUGAUCAAGCAUUUCAAGCACUCAGGAGCAGGGCCAUUACCUACAAAGAUGAAACUAGUGGAAGAACAGCCAAUGGAAACCUCUGUUAACAGUGCAAACGAAACUGUCAUGGAAAUGCCAAAUGUAGAGAACUUGAAUUCAGUCGUAGUGAUGGCAGAUGGCAGCAUGUCAUUGCAGUUACAAGGGCUUAGUCUGGGUCCAAUUGAGGCAACUCUUCUCAACACUCAGUCAGUGACUCUAGAUGAAAGCGUGCUCAGUCAUUUACAAGCUACAGGUGGAGCCAUGAUUGGGACAGGUGAAGGUACUGUGGACGAAGAUGCUGAGGACUCUAUUUCUGUAAAUCCAAACGCUGUGAUGACUCAGCCUCGCAGUGUCCGCACCUCAAAUGCAGAGGCUGACAUGGACUCAGAUUUUGAGAUACACAUGAUUGACGAUGAUGGGAGAGUGAUAACCACCCACUCACUGAAUAUAAUUGGUCAGUCAUUGGACAGAGAGCAAACAUCAGCCCCGGAGAAUCAAAAUUUCAUCCAACAGGAAUUAAGUCUUUCAGACCUAGCAGUGUCUGGGCCAAACAAUACAAUUCAGUGUGCCCUUUGCUCUAAAAACUUUUUGAAGUUCACUGAAUGGCAGGCACAUUUAUCAUCACAUGAUAUCUUACUGAAGAACUGAUGAUGGAGACACAUGAAGGUGA